Anopheles cruzii is the source of this 1182-nucleotide messenger RNA. Its product is annotated as glycine-rich protein 1-like. The coding region runs from base 1 to 1182 and encodes 393 amino acids. NCBI's taxonomy places the organism in Eukaryota, Metazoa, Arthropoda, Insecta, Diptera, Culicidae. The transcript is spliced from 2 exons. The record is from RefSeq and is a predicted model, not a curated record.
AUGCGUUUCUUCGUGAUUUUCGCCGCCUGCAUGGCCGUCGGAUCGGCCGACAUUGGCCUGAAGCUGCGUCAGGCAGCGGGAGCCGGUGGGGCGAGCAGCUACGACGUCGGGCAGCAGUCGGUGUCGGUGGACUACGCACCGACCGUCUACCAGGAUUCCGCCUCCGGAGGCGCCGCCGGUGUUUCGGCACGCUCGGGAGGAUUCGGUGGUGGUUCGUCCUCGUUCGGAGGUAGCCAGUCCUUCGGCGGUGGUUCGUCUUUCGGAGGUGGAGCCGGAGGUUCGUCCUUUGGAGGUGGAGCUGGAGGUGGUGCUGAGUUCCAGGCCGGGUAUCAGGCAGGUCUGCGUGCCGGUGCCUCUUCCGGAGCCUCGUCUUUCUCAUCGGGCGGCGGCAGCAGUGCCCGUUUCGGUGGUGGAUCCUUCGGUGGUGCAUCCUUCGGUGGUGCAUCGUCGGGAGCCGGUGGAUUCGGUGGCUCCUCGGGUGGAUUCGGUGGUGCAAGUGCAUCCGCCGCCGCCAAGACUCAGGUCCGCUUUGCUGCUCCGGUUGUCCAGAAGCACUUCUACUAUCACGUCGCCCCGGAAGACCCGAAGGCCGCUGCCGAGGCUGAAACGUUGACCAUCACGCCGCGCAAGCACUACAAGGUCAUCUUCAUCAAGGCCCCGUCGGUCAGUGCCAGUGCCGGAGCCGCAUCCCGGGCUGCCAGCAAAACCGAGGAGAAGACCAUCGUCUACGUGCUGGUCAACAAGCCGUCCCAGGCGAAGGCGGGUGCCGUUGCCGAUGCCAGCUCGUUCUCGUCCGGUAAGCCGGAGGUCUACUUCAUCAAGUACCAGGGUAAGGACGCACAUGGUGCCGGUGGUGCCGGUGCUGGUGCUGGUGCGUUUGCCAACGCCGGAGCUUUCGGUGGCGCUGAUUUCGGUGGAGCCGCCGACUUCGGUGGUGCGGCCGGAUUUGCCGGGGCCAAUGCCGGGGCCAGUGCCGACGCCGGUUACGACUUCGUCGAUGCUACCCGCUCCGGCGGUGUGUCCAGUGCCGCCGCUGGCAGCAGUGGCUACAAUGCCGGAUUCACCGCUGGCUACACCGCGGCUAGCGCCGGCGGAUCUUCGUCGGGCUUCGGUGUCACCCCAGCCUACGACAGUAGCGCAUUUGGUGGUGCUUCUGCUACUAACAACGCGGUUGUCUACUAA